AUGCGUAUACCAGCAAUUUUUUUCGCAGCCGAUGCCCCGCAAGAGAUAAUAAUAAUGGCGUCAUUAAGAGGUAAGGACGGGUAUUUCCAGUCGUGCUCGACUUACACCGACAAGGAGAACUAUUUUCUAGUGGAUUCACGAUACGAGAUAGUGAGGGUCUUGGGUAAGGGUUCCUAUGGGGUAGUUUGUUCUGCUGUAGAUACCAAGAGCCUUAGCACGGGAUUGGAGCAUAGGAUUGCAAUUAAAAAAGUGACUAAAAUAUUCAGCAAGGACAUUCUUUUAGUAAGGGCGAUUCGCGAAUUAAAGUUUAUGAAGUUCUUCAAGGGACAUAAAAACAUUGCAACUUUGCUUGAUUUGGACGUUGUAUAUGUUAAACCCUACGAUGGUUUAUAUUGUUUUCAAGAGUUGGCAGAUUUGGACUUGGCAAGAGUAUUGUAUUCAAAUGUUCAACUAUCCGAGUUUCAUAUCCAAAACUUUAUGUAUCAGAUUCUUUGUGGUUUAAAGUAUAUCCAUACAGCAGAUGUAGUUCAUAGGGAUUUGAAGCCCGGGAAUAUUUUAGUGACAACGCAAGGGACAUUAAAGAUAUGUGAUUUUGGUUUAGCAAGAGGGAUAAAUCCGAAAUUUUUUAGAAAUAGGGCCACCACGAUUACCAACUACGUUGCUACCAGAUGGUACAGAGCGCCCGAGUUAAUAUUAUCUACUAAAAACUACUCUAAAAGUGUUGAUAUAUGGGCUAUUGGAUGCAUACUUGGAGAGUUAUUUGGAAGAAGGCCGAUUUUCCCAGGAAAGAAUCUGCAUGAACAAAUACAUGAACUAUUCAAAAUCUUGGGAAGUCCUCCGAAUGAAACGGUUAAGAAAUAUAACUGGAAAAUAGAAGGUAUACUUUGGGUCAAAUAUAAGCCUGUCAAGUGGACAACACUAUACCCAUUUGCGCCACCAGAAGCAAUAAACUUGUUGACACGGUUAUUACAAUGGGACUAUAAGAAACGACUUGAUGUUGAAGAAAUACUAGAGCAAGAUUUCUUCAAAUACGUUAGAAAUGCAGCCGACGAACCUAAAAGUGCAACUGCGUUUGAUUUUAGCUUUGAAGAAACUGCCAAUGAUAUAGCAGGCUUAAAGGAAACAUUGGAAAGAGAAGUGAAGGAGUUUAACGAGGAAUGCCAAGUGAUGUCUUAA
Messenger RNA from Lodderomyces oxycetoniae, 1176 nucleotides. It is a transcript of the gene CSK1, whose product is annotated as mitogen-activated protein kinase. Gene Ontology annotation, biological process: intracellular signal transduction; protein phosphorylation. The transcript has 3 exons. Gene Ontology annotation, molecular function: ATP binding; MAP kinase activity. NCBI's taxonomy places the organism in Eukaryota, Fungi, Ascomycota, Pichiomycetes, Serinales, Debaryomycetaceae. The record is from RefSeq and is a predicted model, not a curated record. Gene Ontology annotation, cellular component: nucleus; cytoplasm. The coding region runs from base 1 to 1176 and encodes 391 amino acids.